ACGCAAUAGCAACAACAGGCGAGGACAUUUUACCCGCCGGAUGAUUUUUAUUUCGAGCUCCAUUUUGAAAAGAAAUAUUUUUUUGGGUGGGGUGGAACGAACUUCCGGGCCUCGGGUUUACCCGGGGCGGGAGGAAGCUUCCGGCCUGGACGCACUUGGCGGUCAAAGUGUCCGUCCCUUUGGAAGGGUCCGGGUGGAUUCUUUCUGAUGGCAUCGCCUCCUCCUCCUCCUCCUGCUGCUGCCGCCGCCGCCCUGAAGGACUGCUGGAGCUGCCGCCUGGUGUGCGGGGCCGGCCUGCUGGGGGCAGGCGGUUACGUCUUCGCCUCGGCCAGGAGGGUGAUCAAGAAACAGGGGGCGCCCCCUGGCAUGGGCACCGUGGCCCAAAUCGUCUUCGCCCUGGGUUUGGCUUCCUGGGGUGUGGUGAUCUUAGUCGACCCAGUUAACAAAGCACAGCCAAAGUAGUCAGGACUCUGCAUUGAUCACCAGCCAAAACCACACAGGGCAGGAAAGAGCUGUUCCUCCCCUCACCCCCGAAGCUUCGACGUGAGUGCUAACUGUCAGGACACUGCCGGGAGUGCCCAAACAAUGAAGAUCUGUUCUGCGGGCAGGGGGGGGGUGGGGGGGAAGUGAAAGUGAAUCUUAUCGCCCUGUGGAGGGAAUCCAUUCUAAAGCAGCUUCUCAGCACCGAGUCCCAGUGUCCAGGGAAUAUAAGAAUGAAUAGUUUUGCACUGAAUUGUUGUGAACUUUUGUCUGCAAGUGAGUUUAAUCAGUGUUUGUGUGAUUUGAUCAGAUUUUCCUCGCUGUAACCUGUAAAUUACUGAACCAAUUAAAAAGUCAGAGCGACUCUGGGAACCCU
Messenger RNA from Carcharodon carcharias (great white shark), 856 nucleotides. RefSeq names its product distal membrane arm assembly component 1 (gene dmac1). The coding region runs from base 208 to 462 and encodes 84 amino acids. The transcript has 2 exons. NCBI's taxonomy places the organism in Eukaryota, Metazoa, Chordata, Chondrichthyes, Lamniformes, Lamnidae. The record is from RefSeq and is a predicted model, not a curated record.